AUGUCAACACCAAUCUGCAAUCUCUCCCGAGCAUCCCUAAAAGAUGUCCCCAAGCUCGCAGAAAUCGCAGCGGCCGCCUUCAACAAUGAUGCUCACACCCAAAUGAAAGCCACGUCCCCAAAGCCCGGAUCCUUCGUUAGAGACAUGGCUCAGGGCCUCAGGAUGUGGAUAAAUACCCCCUCCCGAUGCGUCGUCCUCAAAGCCACCAACGACAGUCAUGGGACCAUAGUCGGCUUCAUCAGUUGGGGGUACAAGGGUGUGGAGCUGGACGUACCUCUACUUCAGAGCGAGGUGGGCAGCGAUGAAGGAGGCAAUGAGAAAGGGAACAGUGAUCCUGCCGAACCCAAUUUGGAACAGACUUCAACGACUACGGACCAACCACAGGAAACGCCGAUUCAAGGUGCUGACCGCAUAGCCGAGUUAGAGAGGCUGACCAGCUCCCACCUGGCAGAUUUCCAGAAGCGGAUCAUGCCCGCGGGGACGAGGUGCAUGUACAUUGGGGGGAUCACCAUCGAUCCGGUGUAUCAGGGGAAAGGGGUAGGAAGUCAACUCAUUCGAUGGGGGAUAGAGCAGGCGGACCGUAAUGGGGUCUUUUGUUGGGUGCAUUCAUCUGAGGCGGGCUGGAGGAUGUUUGAGAAGCUGGGCUUUAAGGAGGUGGAUCGCUUGACGGUUGAUCUUGAUGCGUGGGCGGUUAGGACACCUAGGGCUGAGGGAUGUGAUGGGUGGGGACAGUAUACUUUUCGGUACAUGGUUCGGCAGCCGGCCGAGGCAUAG
Messenger RNA from Pseudomassariella vexata, 774 nucleotides. Its product is annotated as acyl-CoA N-acyltransferase. Lineage: Eukaryota; Fungi; Ascomycota; Sordariomycetes; Amphisphaeriales; Pseudomassariaceae. The transcript has a single exon. The coding region runs from base 1 to 774 and encodes 257 amino acids. Gene Ontology annotation, molecular function: acyltransferase activity, transferring groups other than amino-acyl groups. The record is from RefSeq and is a predicted model, not a curated record.